AGCGCCGCGUGCGCCCCGGGCGCGCCGUAGCCGCGGGGCCCCGGCAGGGCGCUACGCUACGGAGGCGGCGCAGGGCGCUGCGCGGGACGGGUCGGGCAGGGUCGGUGCGCUCGCCCGCUCCGCCACUCAGCGCGGGAGGCCGUCGGGGCAGCGCGCCGGCGGCAGAGGGCCCGCCCGCCCUCCGAGAACAAGUUGUGGGCCGGCCGGCGCAGGCGAGCGAGCCCGGGCCGCGGGGACUGAGGAGGCGCCGCGGGUUUGCGGAGCCCGGCCGCCCUGUCUCCUGCGUGGGUGCCCUCCUCCAUGCUCCACCUCGCCAGCCGCCGCCGGCCACAUGUGACCAGGCCCGGCUCUCAGCGUGGCCACUGUCGCAGGGGCCAUGGGGAGCUCCGCCUCCUCGCUGGCCACUGAGACCGAGUCGGACCACGGCUUCCCCAGGGGACUGCCCUACCCAGGGCCCCCGGCAGCGGCCGGCUGGUGUAGGAGCGGCCCUGGGGGGCCUGUCUGGGGCAACACCCUGGUCCCCCAGCAGCACCAGCCCCCACGCCCCCGGGCCCGAAGGUCUGCCAUGAACAUGUGUGGAUGUGUGUUUGUGAAGAACACCAGUUUUCAAUUCUUUGAGCAUAUACCUAGAGGUGGAAUAGCUGGGUCACAAUUGUGCCACACGCACUCGCCCGGGCCCAUGGCUGCGGUCGGGGAGUGGUCCUGCGCACGCUGCACCUUCCUGAACCCGGCCGGCCAGCGCCAGUGCUCCAUCUGCGAGGCCCCACGGCACAAGCCUGACCUCGACCAGAUCUUGCGGCUCAGCGUGGAGGAACAGAAGUGGCCCUGCACCCGUUGCACAUUCCGCAACCUCCUGGGCAAGGGGGCCUGCGAAGUGUGCGGCUUUGCCCCUGAGCCCGUCCCCGGGGCCUCCCUGCUACCCGUCAUCAACGGGGUCCUGCCGGAGCCCAAGGGCAGCUGCAGGGAGGAGGCAGGGCCUGCGCGGACGGCAGGGCUGGCGGCCAUGGAGCCAGCUGGGGGGCGGCCGGAGGUGGUGGAGGGGGAAGAGGGGGGCACGGCCGCAACCGGGAGUGGCUGGGCCUGCCAGCGCUGCACACUGCACAACACGCCCGUGGCCAGCUCCUGCUCGGCCUGUGGGGGGCCGCGGAAACUUUCGCUGCCCAGGAUUCCUCCCGAGGCCCUGGUGGUCCCAGAAGUCGUGGCUCCCGCAGGCUUCCCCGUCAUGCCUGCCCCGCCCCAGCCCGGGGAAGGCGCCGAUGCCAACCCUCCCUCUGCUGCGGACCAGGAGCCCCCCCGGGGGCCACCCUUCAGCCCCUUCUCGCCUACCCUCCAGAACAACCCCGUGCCUCGCAGCCGCCGCGAGGUUCCCCCCCAGCUGCAGCCACCGGUGCCUGAGGCCACCCAGCCCUCGCCCUCUGCCAGCUCCAAGGGGCACCCCCAGGGCCUGGGGCGGACUGCGGCCGGGGCCUCCCGCCUGGCGGAGCUACUGUCGAGCAAGCGGCUGAGCUUCCUGGAGGAAGAGGCAGCUGAGGGUGGCACCACGCUGCGCCCACCUGGUCCCGCCAGCCCUGCCCACUGUGAGGCUGGUGGCGCCACACCGGGCAGCGACGUCAUUGACCUGGCCGGCGACACCGUGCGCUACACUCCCGCUAGCCCCUCCAGCCCUGACUUCACUACCUGGUCGUGUGCCAAGUGCACGCUCAGGAACCCCACAGCUGCCUCCCGCUGCACGGCGUGCGGCUGCUCCAAGCUGCAUGGCUUCCAGGAGCACGGCGAGCCUCCCACCCGAUGCCCCGACUGCAGCGCGGACAAGCCCGGGCCCUGCUUGGCCCACAAGGCUGGCCACCUCUUUCCCACAGCACCGACUGAGCGCCUGGGCCAGUGGGCUUGCCCUGCCUGCACCCUACUCAACACUCCCCGAGCCAAGCACUGUGCCGCCUGCCACACCCCCCAGCUCCUGGUGACCCAGCGCCGGGGCGCAGCGCCCCUGAGACGCAGGGAGAGCAUGCACGUGGAGAAGCGGCGGCAGACGGACGAGGGCGAGGCCAAGGCCCUAUGGGAGAACAUUGUGGCCUUCUGCCGGGAGAAUGGCGUGAACUUUGUGGAUGACAGCUUCCCCCCUGGACCCAAGUCUGUGGGCUUCCCCGCGGGCGACAGCGUCCAGCAGCGUGUGCGACAGUGGCUGCGGCCCCAUGAGAUCAACUGCUCUGUGUUCAGGGACCACAGUACCUCGUGGUCCGUGUUCCACACUCUCCGGCCCUCAGACAUCCUUCAGGGGCUCCUGGGGAACUGCUGGUUCCUGAGUGCACUGGCGGUACUGGCCGAGCGGCCGGACCUGGUCGAGCGGGUGAUGGUCACACGCAGCCUGUGUGCAGAGGGCGCCUACCAGGUGCGGCUCUGCAAGGAUGGCACAUGGACAACGGUGCUGGUGGACGACAUGCUGCCCUGCGACGAGGCCGGCUUCCUCCUCUUUUCCCAGGCUCAGCGCAAGCAGCUGUGGGUGGCCCUCAUCGAGAAGGCUCUGGCCAAGCUGCACGGCUCCUACUUUGCCCUCCAGGCCGGGCGCGCCAUCGAGGGUCUGGCCACGCUCACCGGCGCCCCCUGUGAGAGCUUGGCCUUGCAGGUCAGCUCCACUAACCCCCGCGAGGAACCAGUUGACACUGACCUCAUCUGGGCCAAAAUGCUGAGUUCUAAGGAGGCUGGGUUCCUCAUGGGCGCCUCCUGUGGGGGAGGCAACAUGAAGGUGGACGAUGCUGCCUAUGAGAGCCUGGGCCUGCGCCCCCGCCACGCCUACUCCAUCCUGGACGUCCGUGACGUCCAGAGCUCCAGGCUCUUGCGCCUUCGUAACCCGUGGGGCCGCUUCUCCUGGAACGGCAGCUGGUCGGAUGAGUGGCCUCACUGGCCAGGGCAUCUGCGGAGCGAGCUCAUGCCGCACGGCAGCAGUGAAGGCGUCUUCUGGAUGGAGUACAGCGACUUCAUCAGGUACUUUGACUCCGUGGACAUCUGCAAGGUGCACUCGGACUGGCAGGAGGCACGGGUGCAGGGCUGCUUCCCCAGUUCAGCCAGCGGGCCAGUGGGUGUGACGGCCCUCACGGUGCUGGAGCGAGCGUCCCUGGAGUUUGCCCUCUUCCAGGAGGGCAGCAGGCGCACGGACUCGGUAGACAGCCACCUCCUGGACCUGUGCGUCUUGGUGUUCCGGGCUUCCUUCGGCAGCGGUGGCCGCCUGAGCCUGGGCCGCCUGCUGGCCCACAGCAAGCGUGCAGUCAAGAAGUUUGUCAACUGCGACGUGAUGCUGGAGCCCGGCGAGUAUGCCGUGGUGUGCUGUGCCUUCAACCACUGGGGCCCCGCACCGGGCCCACCGGCCGUGCAGGUCUCCGGCCUCUCAGCAGGGGUCCCACGCGGCACCCCGGAGCCGCCCGGCCACGUGCUGGCCGUGUACAGCUCAAGACUCGUCAUGGUGGAGCCUGUGGAGGCCCAGCCGACCACGCUGGCGGAUGCCAUCAUCCUGCUCACGGAGAGCAGGGGCGAGCGGCACGAGGGACGUGAGGGCAUGACCUGCUACUACCUGACGCACGGCUGGGCGGGGCUUAUCGUGGUGGUGGAGAACCGGCACCCCAAGUCUUACCUGCACGUGCAGUGCGACUGCUCAGACAGCUUCAACGUGGUGUCCACGCGUGGCAGCCUGCGCACCCAGGACAGUGUGCCACCCCUGCACAGGCAGGUCCUGGUGAUCCUGUCCCAGCUGGAGGGCAACGCCGGCUUCUCCAUCACCCACCGCCUGGCGCACCGCAAGGCGGCCCAGGCCUUCCUCAGUGACUGGACGGCCUCCAAGGGCAGCCACAGCCCCCCACUCACGCCCGAGGUCGCUGGCCUGCAUGGGCCCCGGCCGCUGUGACCACCCUGCCCCCACCUGCCUGCCCCCACACGCACUUUACGAGGAAGACCCCAACACAGGAUGCUUGAACCAGAAUCUCAGGACCCCCACCCAGGGAGCGCCAGCGGCAUGGCGCAGCUUCCCCUGGGCCUUCCUUCCUGCCCCUCCCUCCUACCCAGGGCCUCAUAGCCACCAAGCAGAAUACCUCGAAGCAGCCUCUAGCUCGAGGGAGCUGUGUGCCAGCUCCUCUGACCAGCCCACCUUGAGGUCUGGCUCAGAUUGCCAGGGCCAAGGUAAGGCUGCACCUUCCCAUGGCCUGGGGCCUCCUGCCUGGGUGAGGCAGCAAAGAGCUCCAUUCACAAAACCAAAUCUGGGGGAUCAGAGGCCAGGACCCCACCGUAGGAGCAGGGACCGCCCCUGUUUUGAGGGGUCAGAGAACAGGACCCUGGUGUGAGCAGGGACCACCACCCCCUUAUGGGGUCAGGCCAGGACCCCAGGAUGAGAGCAGGGACCACCCCCAUUUUGGGGGGUCAGAGGCCAGGACCUGGGGUGAGCAGGGACCACCCCCCUUGUGGGGUCAGGCCAGGACCCCAGGUGAGAGCAGGGACCACCCCCCCUUGUGGGGUCAGGCCAGAACCCCAGGUGAGAGCAGGGACCCACCCCCUUUGUGGGGCACGAGGUCAGGAGCCUUUUCUCCGCAGUUUGCCCCAGGUCCCAUCUCCUUCCAAGCCCUCAUGAGGCAAGCAGGGGUUCCUGGAGUCCCAGCAGUGUCCCAGGAGGCAGGUGCCUGGCGACCAUGGGCUCAAGCAGUGGUGGGGAGGGACACUAUGCAAUUCCUGGAGCGCCAGCCAGGAUCGAAGCCAUGCCCCAGGCUGGGGUUGGGGCAGUGGGUCAGGUGGUCCUGAGCCCAGGCCCAGCCCUGUGCUUGGUGAGGGGGUUUGUCCUCAGCACCACCUGACCUCUGCUGGGAGGAACAGUCCAGGAGAAAUCCUUGGCCAGCCCUGUCCAGGCACAUGCAGGGUGUGGCCCUUCCCAGCCCCUCCACACCUCAGAAGCCCAGCGUCCUCCCUUUGGCUGCUCAGCCCUGAGUUCUGUGUUUGCCUGAGGAUGACUGAGGCCGGCUUCCUGGGCCGCCUGCCUCACUGUCCUGCAGUCCCCAGGCAGCGGGUGGCCCAGUCUGUGGCCCCUCACUUCCCAUGGGACUUGUGGGGGGUGGGCUUACACCUGGAGAAGCACCCAGAAGCACUAGACUCCCCUUUGGGCCUCCUUUAUAUUUCUCCUUUCACUCUGAGCUGUGAGUAUUUUUAACCCUGUACAUACGGCAGCUCUUCUGACACAGAGACUAUUUUAUCAGUUGUCAGUACCAUCCCUGUAGGAUGAUUCUCCAUGGGUGUUUCCCGACUCAGGCUCUGAUGGACCAAAUAAAAAUGUU
Mesoplodon densirostris (Blainville's beaked whale) is the source of this 5306-nucleotide messenger RNA. RefSeq names its product calpain 15 (gene CAPN15). The transcript has 14 exons. Gene Ontology annotation, biological process: proteolysis. Gene Ontology annotation, molecular function: calcium-dependent cysteine-type endopeptidase activity. Bases 377 to 3895 code for a protein of 1172 amino acids. Lineage: Eukaryota; Metazoa; Chordata; Mammalia; Artiodactyla; Ziphiidae. Gene Ontology annotation, cellular component: cytoplasm. The record is from RefSeq and is a predicted model, not a curated record.